AGAUACACCAACUUUCAGGGGAAAACUAAGAGGAUGGAAUCGAAAGAACUGAUACUAAAGCUACCAAAUAAUAGAUAUUUCUUGGUAGCAUUGGUUCUAUCAGUGCACACCAUGCUGUUAACUAGAGUAACAACGGGGUUUUCGAAGGCGUUGAAUGCUCGUCGAGUAUUGCAGUCUACGUCGUCAGGAUUUUUUUCCUUCCACGACAACGGCAAGAACAACSGGCAUACUAAGAUAAAGUACGAACAAGGGARCCGGUGUCAACGAUCGGGUAUAAGUUCCUUGUCGAUGUCGACAGCAGAGCCCACAAUACCUUCGGCAACGACAGCUGCAGCCAGGGCAGCCGAAGUCACAGUUGUCACUAAGGAAGCGGUACCACAGGUGGUCUCUGUUCCGAACAAAUUUGUUCCUAAACCGUUUGACUAUCACCAGCAACUAACCAUCAAAAUUGAUUCUUUGACAAACAUGGGAUGGGGUGUCGGMAGAGUCAAACUAUCUGAAGAAAAAACGACUGAUAGCUUUGCAGACRACAAUAGCAGCGACAAUACCGACGGAGAAGAAAUGGAUGAGCGGAUGUGGGUAGUUAUGGUUCCCCAUGUGUUGGUUGGGGAAACAGUCAGAGUGAGCAUUUUCCGCAACAUGAAGGGCCACAGCGAAGCCGAUCUCGUAGAAAUUGUCGAGCCCAGCCCGGAACGCGUGGUCCCCAAGUGCUCGCUGGCAGGUACCUGUGGAGGCUGCCAGUAUCAACACAUGUCGAUYAAAGCCCAGCGCGAAUGGAAAACAAAACACGUUGAAGAAGUUUUGAUGCAGCAAGAUAUUCAAGGCUACAACACGCCCGAACUUCUCGACGUUUUGCCAACGUCUGGGACCGACGARGUCUAUGGGUACCGUUCCAAAAUUACGCCUCAUUACCAGGCACCAAUCGAGAAUCCCGAUGGGACCUUCGAAUUGCAGGCGAUUGGUUUUCAACGAUCUUCCAACCGCAAUCUCGUGGACGUCCCCGAGUGCUUCAUUGCCAUGCCGGACAUCAACAAAAAAUACAAGGAGACUCGGGUACGGUUGCACGAAGAGGCCAAACGGGGCCUUCUAAACCAACCACCAAARAAGAAAAAGAAGAGGCGAAGRGGCAGUAGAGGAGGAGCCAAAGGAGCGACCCUAUUGUUCCGUCAGGCCGAUGACGAAGAUGACGAAAACGGUAUCUCAAAGCCAUUGGUGGUGACCGAUAACAACCAAUACAUGACCACUACCAUCAAGGGUUUGAAAUUCCGAUACAUUGCCGGAAACUUUUUCCAAAACAACAAUUAUGUUGUCCCUCUGAUGGUCGAUGCCGUUGUAAAAGCUGCAUCAAUUCCAGUUUCAGCCACGGGCAAACCUCCGUCUAAACUUAUUGAUUGUUAUUGUGGAUCGGGCCUCUUCGCCAUCAGUGCGGCAUCUAAUUUCGACUUGUGCGUUGGUAUUGAACUGAAUGCUAAGGCCAUUGAAGAAGCGACGGCAAAUGCUGUCUCCAAUGGCAUUACCAACUGCCAAUUCAUGGCUGCCAGUGCAGAAGCAAUUUUCACCAGUCCACCCGAAAUCACGGUUGCUGGCUUUGAACAAGAGCGGGUCCAGACCUUCGAUCGGCAAGAAACGGUAGUCAUCGUGGAUCCGCCUCGUAAGGGGUGUUCGGAAGAAUUUUUGAAACAGCUCUACGACUACAAUCCUCAACGAAUCGUUUACAUGAGCUGCGGCCCUGCCACUCAAGCUCGGGACGCCAAGGGGAUCGUAGAGGUGGGUGGCUACGAAAUAACGKCAAUUCAACCUUUUGAUCUGUUUCCUCAGACCAAACACAUCGAGUCGCUAGUCGUCUUUGAAAAAAAAGAAUCAUAAUUCUUUKAGUUUAGCACGCGAAGCCAUYGGAUCUAAGUGAUUGAAAUAAAUAAUUUAUCAUUUA
Molecule: messenger RNA, 1930 nt
Organism: Pseudo-nitzschia multistriata
Lineage: Eukaryota; Bacillariophyta; Bacillariophyceae; Bacillariales; Bacillariaceae
Source: the annotation of a GenBank genome assembly